This is a messenger RNA of Brassicogethes aeneus, 1161 nucleotides long. NCBI's taxonomy places the organism in Eukaryota, Metazoa, Arthropoda, Insecta, Coleoptera, Nitidulidae. The record is from the annotation of a GenBank genome assembly.
GUUUUUAUGAAACAUUGUUGUAACAUGAUUCAUCAAUUUAGAGCAACAAAACAAAUUAAAAACGAACUUACAAGGAACGACGCACUUUUACAUAUGGAUUUCUCAGAAAACUAUAAUUGCAAAUAUGGAAGUGAAAUACAAUCAGCACAUUUCGGUGGAGCUAAACCACAAAUAUCAUUGCAUACGUCUGUGUUGUAUUAUUUCAAUGAAUCCGAAGAUAAAGUAAGCUCUACCCUUUUGUACAUGUUCGGAGAAUCUAAAUCACGACCCUGUUAUGAUAUGUGCUCAUUUAAACCCAAUCUUAGACGAAAUUCUUAAAAUAGUCCCCAAACUUAAAUGCAUUCACUUUCUCAGUGAUAGUCCGUCAACGCAAUAUAGAAAUAAAACUAUGUUUUAACUGAUGGCUGAGUAUUUGUUGAAAAAAUUAAAUGUUGACUGUAUGUCCUGGCACUAUACUGAGAGCGGCCAUGGAAAGGGAGCACCCGAUGGAGUUGGUGGGUGUUUAAAGAGAACUGCUGAUUACAUUGUAGCUAAAGGACAAGACGUCUCAAAUUUCAAAGAACUAAUUCAAUGUCUAACCUCCAACUGCAAAGGCAUAAAAGUUAUUCCUAUAACUGACUCGGUAGUUCCUGACAUUCAAAGUUUGGUAAGUGAUCCGCAAACUUUUAAAGGCACGAUGAAGAUCCACCAAGUAAGCUGGUCUAGAAUAACAGCAAAUAUCAUACAUGCAAGAAGGCUCACUUGCAAGAUGUGUCUGCCAGAAUAUAAUUGUCCACAUUAUGGAAUCGGAAAAAUCCCAGUAUUGCCUAAGCAUACAAAAGUGGCAUAUUCAGAUGUCUAUUCCUCGGAUUCAUCUGAUUCUUAAAAAUCAAUUUUAAUAAUUUUGUUCCAAAUUCUUCUAAAAGUUAUAAUUCAUAACUGCUUAUAAAGAUUUAUGGCCGUAUGCACAAACGUUGAUUUAAUUAAAUCAGAGAUUUAGCAUAGUAGUUAACUUAGGUACUUUAGUAAAUUUGGCAACAAAGCACUUUUAAAUGUAUAUUAAUCUACGAUUAAACUAAUUAAUCAUAGAUCAAUACGUAUUAAUUGUGCUAUGUUUCCCAAAUUUACUAAAAACCUAAAUUAACUGAUACUCUAAAUCUUUGAUUUAAUAAAAUCAACGUU